CGUUGAUUUAACUACAGGUUAUAGUCAAAGGUUAUUUUAGAAAGCCUAAAUAGGCCACAAGUUUUGACCAAUGGAAAAGGAAGAACAUUUGCUUUCAGCCAAUGAUGAUGCAGCUUAUUGAGAAUGUUGACGCACCAGCGAUGAGAAAAAGCAACUAUGCGUCUUUUAUUCAGAAAAAACAUACGUUUUGUUUUUAUACACAAAAGCAAAAAUAGCCGGCCUCGUCAAACCAUCCCACGACGUUUAAUCGCAUUAAAGCAUUGAAAGGGAAACAUUUUGCUGGAUACUGCAAACAUGAAGAGGAAAAUAAUUUCACCCCAGCAGUCAAAAGUAAAGGAUGUCAUAAUCACAAAAACACAGCCGACACAAGAGACAAUGACAUCUCCAGGCCCAGUGGACAGUGAUUCUUCACAAGAGAAAAGGCAUCUAAGAAUAUCACAAAGUGAUAGCUGCUUCUUAAAGUUCUUGAAUGAAGACCGCCAGAAGAUGCCAUCAUUCUGUGACACAACUGUCACGGUCAGUGGAAUGAUGUAUAAUGCCCACAAGGUGGUUUUGGCUUUUGGCAGUAACUAUUUUCAUGCCAGAUUUAGCGAAAAUCCUGAAAUGCACCAAGUUACCAUUGAUAACAUAGAAGGAUCCAUUUUUGGGCACUUGCUUAACUUUCUAUACACUUCUGAAUUUGAGGUUGUGGAAAACCAGAUCCCUGCUUUGGCUGAGGCCGCCUGCUUUCUGGAUAUAAUAGAAGCUGUAAAUCUUUUAGCAAAGUGGGGGACACCAGCUCAUGUUUAUGAAGAAAGUGACGUCCAGCAGGUUCCACAGAAGACCACAGAUGUUCAAAAAGAUGUCCAAAGUUCAGUCGGUGCGCAGUGCUCCUUUUGCAGUCGCUCUUUCUGCUACAGAAAGUCUUUGGAGAAUCACCUGGCCAAGAGACAUAGUGCUGAGGAAGAUCAAAAUACGGUGAUCACUACCCGAAGAUCUUCCCAUCAAAGAAAGACACCGGUUAAAUUUGAGAACCAGGAAAAUGAAAAUAGUCACAUGCUGCAAGAAAAACCCAGUGAAAAAACAACAAAGGAUGAUGCAGCCACUUUUGAGGAGGAGGAGGAAGAGGAUGAUGAAAGUGAAGAAGAGCCGCCACAAAAUGAGCAGGGAGAACAAAGCAGUAAGGAAGUCCAAGAAGAACCAUCAGCCUUGGAAAUCGAGGAUGCAGAGUGUGAAGAUGCAAGUGAGAAGCAAGGGGAGGAACCAACGGCUGAACUCAGCAAGACUGUGGACCAAGUUGAUCCCCAAAAGGAGGCAGAACCAGGAUUCAGCAAUCCUGUUGAGAACCAAGGUCAAGUGACCGAAACCACCAGUCACGUGUUUCCAGAAGGACUGGCUCCUGUCAUGAUCGAGAGCGCUAAUAAAAAGACUCUUAAGUGUCCCAAAUGUGACAAGACCUUUGAUCGCAUAGGUAAAUAUGAAAGUCACACCAGAGUGCACACUGGAGAAAAGCCUUUCCAGUGUGACAUCUGUUUUCAGUGCUACUCCACCAAAUCAAACCUCACUGUACACAAGAAGAAACACGAAGGUGAUGCGCCCGUCCAGAAAAAAGACCACAAAUGUCCCUUCUGCAACAAGCUUCAUGCCAGCAGGAAGACUCUCGGCAGACAUGUGAAAAGAUUUCAUCCUGACCACCUGCAGGACUUUCUUACUCAAAAGAAGAAGAAAAGUGAAGGCUGGAAAUGUGAUAUCUGCCACAAGUCUUUCACUCGUCGCCCCCAUCUGGAGGAACACAUGAUUUUACAUUCACAGGACAAGCCUUUCAAGUGUGCCUACUGUGAUGACUACUUUAAGUCACGGUUUGCUCGCUUGAAACACCAAGAAAAGUUUCAUUUAGGGCCCUUCCCUUGUGAGAUCUGUGGUCGACAGUUUAAUGACACUGGCAACCGUAAACGUCACAUUGAGUGUACACAUGGUGGGAAGAGAAAGUGGACCUGCUAUCUAUGUGGCAAAUCAGUUCGGGAGAGGACAACUCUUAGAGAGCAUAUGAGGAUCCACAGUGGGGAGAAACCUCACCUGUGCAGCAUCUGUGGACAGAGCUUUCGUCAUGGGAGCUCCUACAGGCUACAUCUUCGAGUUCACCAUGAUGACAAGCGGUAUGAAUGUGACGAAUGCGGCAAGUCUUUCAUUCGCCAUGAUCAUUUAAAGAAACACAAAAAAAUUCACACAGAGGAGAGGGCCCAUCAAUGUGAGGAAUGUGGAAAAUGUUUCCGCCGUGCCGAUCACUUGACCGUCCAUUAUAAAAGUAUUCACCUGGGAGAAAAGAUCUGGAGAAGGUACAAAGCAGUAGUGCAUCAGUGUCAGGUAUGCAAGAAAGAGUUCAGGGGCAAGACCAACCUCAUGUCGCAUUUAAGAACGCAUUCAGGUGAGAAACCCCAUCGCUGCAUGAUCUGUAAUCAGACCUUCCGCAUCAAGAAGACUUUGACCAAACACAUGGUCAUCCACUCAGACGUACGCCCAUUUAACUGCCCACACUGCAGUGCCACCUUCAAGCGCAAGGACAAGCUCAAGUACCAUGUAGACCAUGUGCACAGCGCCCGCAUGCUAGACCAGCAGCAACAAAACCUGACUCCAGCCUCUCCUAGCAAACUGCCCGAGCCCCUGCCACCAAACGAAACACCCAAAGCGUACCACAACACGGCUAAGACUGUGCUGCAGAGUGUAUCGGUUGAUGUGUGUGUUCCUGUAACGCUGGUUCCUGUGCAGAUGACCGAAGUAGCUGAUCUGGCAGUGCACGGGGCGCCACAUGGUGUUCUUUCAGCUGUGAGCCAGCAGCAGCAGACUGGAUACCAGCCAGCCACAGAUUUAGUUUUCUUAGAAAAGUACACACUGACACCUCAGCCGACUAAUAUAGUGCACCCAGUGAGGCCGGAUCAGAUGCUGGACCACAGAGAGCAAUCAUACUUGGGCACCCUACUGGGUCUGGACUCGGCCACAUCUGUGCAAAACAUGGCUAAUGCUGAGCACACCCAUUAAUGGAGCUAGUGUCACACAUCAGUGCUAACACAUUAACUUUUUAUUCGUUUCUUAUUUAUAUUUACUUACAUCUACUUCGGCAGCAGUUUAUGAGGUAUUUUAAAGGAGCAGUUCACCCUAAAAUGAAAACUUGUGUUGUUUUUAUGUACCUCCAUGUUGUUCUUGACUGUUCAAACACACUUAAAACUUGCAGCUAUUGUCCAUAAAAUGACUUUAUUUUGACCACAUCUGUCAAGCUCUAAAGAGCAUAAAACAGCAUGAAAGUGGGCUAUAUAAACUGUUAUUUUGUGUUCUUAAGGCAUAUAAUACUUUAAAGGAAAACACCACCGUUUUUCAAUAUUUUAUUUUACUAUGUUCUUACCUCAACUUAGAUAAAUUAAUACAUACCUGUUAUUUUUCAGUACGUGCACGUAAUCUUUGUACAGCUCGUGAAUGUGUUAGCAUUUAGCCUAGCCCCAUUCAUUCCUUAGGAUCCAAACAGGGAUGAAUUUAGAAGCCACCAAAUACUCCCAUGUUUUCCUUAUUUAAAGACUGUUACAUGAGUAGUUACACGUGUAAGUAUGGAGGCACAAAAUAAAACAUGGCGAUUUUUUAAGUGAAUAAAAAAUGAGAAGAGCACUUAGUUUGCAGCACUUUGACCUCGGCGUGCAGCAACAUCAUCACUACUGUCUACUUCCACUCUCGCUCAAACUUCAUCAAUAUUACGGCACCCGAGGUCGAAUGCUAACACAUUCGCGUAGCGUUGUACAAAGAUUAAGAAUACGCAUUGAUAAAAGAUAGGUAUGUAUUCGUCUCAGAACAAAGUAAAAUAUUGAAAAAUGGUGGUGCUUUCCUUAAAUGGAAUAAAAAACAAGAAAAAAAUAUUUGCUGGUUAGUUUUAACUCUUGGUAAAAUGACAAAAAUAAAGAUUCUGUCAUUAUUUUUCACCCCCAUAUUGUGAAUCUGAAGUCAACAGAAUUUUUAAUUUUAUUUAAAUUAUUAAAUGUCUAAGGUAAAGAUGCUAUCAUCAACAAUGCGACAUUGGACUGAAUGAAUUUUAAGCUACGGUCUGCCUUGUCCUAACUAUCAUUUUGUGUUCCUAAUACCUAAAAGAUGGAAAUAUGUGCAGUGCUGGUUUACAAAUGUUUAAUUUUUAUUUGUCUCAAAUAAUCUACAACCCAAAUUUAUCCCCUCCCUUUUGCUUGUGUCCCUGUAAAUAAAACUGAAUGGAAAGCUA
Molecule: messenger RNA, 4231 nt
Organism: Misgurnus anguillicaudatus (oriental weatherfish)
Lineage: Eukaryota; Metazoa; Chordata; Actinopteri; Cypriniformes; Cobitidae
Gene: zbtb41
Product: zinc finger and BTB domain containing 41
Biological process (GO): regulation of transcription by RNA polymerase II
Cellular component (GO): nucleus
Molecular function (GO): DNA-binding transcription factor activity, RNA polymerase II-specific; RNA polymerase II transcription regulatory region sequence-specific DNA binding; protein binding
Source: RefSeq, a predicted model, not a curated record